AUGCCGCCCAGCUGCAGGUCUGCUGGGGACAAGGGACAUGGCUGGCACCAGCGCUACAGUGUCCUGUGCUCCUGGGCCUGGGUCUUGCAGGAUUCUGUGGAAUGGCGGAUGGGAUCCUGCGGGAUCCUGCAGGAGGGCAGAACGGAUUCUGCAGGAUCUUGUGGAGCCGUCUGGGCCUCCUGCUCCCGCUGCGCCGUGCAGUGCGGGAUCUGUGUGCGUCCCCAGCAGGGCCCCCCGCAGGGUCCCGGCUUGCGAGAUGCCCUGGCCGCUGCCUGUGCCUUGCAGAGCACCUUGGUGGCCAGAACCCCGGGACUUGUUCCCUGUGGGGAGAGGAUGGCCCAGGGGAAUGAGAUCUGUGCUGGUGGGAAAGAGCACGUGUUGGCUUCUCCUCCCACCCCGGCAUUCGCUCGGUGCCCAGCACUCUUUCAUGUGUUGUUCAAGGGCUCCUCUCACCUGCCACAACAGCUGAAGUUCACAACCUCGGACUCCUGUGACCGCAUCAAAGAUGAGUUCCAGCUCCUGCAGGCCCAGUAUCACAGCUUGAAGUUGGAAUGUGACAAACUAGCCAGUGAGAAAUCGGAGAUGCAGCGCCACUACGUCAUGUAUUACGAGAUGUCCUACGGGCUGAAUAUCGAAAUGCACAAACAGGCUGAAAUUGUGAAGAGGUUAAAUGGCAUUUGUGCUCAGGUCCUGCCCUACCUUUCACAAGAGCAUCAGCAGCAAGUCCUGGGAGCCAUUGAACGAGCCAAGCAGGUGACAGCGCCGGAGCUGAACUCCAUCAUCCGUCAGCAGCUUCAAGCUCACCAGCUCUCGCAGCUCCAAGCCCUCGCUCUGCCGCUGACUCCGCUCCCCGUGGGCCUGCAGCCGCCAUCGCUCCCUGCCGUCAGCGCCGGCACGGGGCUCCUCUCGCUGUCGGCGCUGGGCUCCCAAGCUCACCUCUCCAAGGAGGACAAGAACGGCCACGACGGGGACGCUCCCGGGCAGCCCUUCAAGUUCUCGGUUCUGGAGAUCUGCGACCGCAUCAAGGAGGAAUUUCAGUUCCUGCAGGCGCAGUACCACAGGUGCGGGCGUUAG
Messenger RNA from Tinamus guttatus (white-throated tinamou), 1074 nucleotides. Lineage: Eukaryota; Metazoa; Chordata; Aves; Tinamiformes; Tinamidae. The record is from RefSeq and is a predicted model, not a curated record.